AUGGAGGAAGAUGAGAUGGAUUCGCUGUUUGAGGGGAUGGUAUUGUUUACCCCUAACAACAGUACCAAUAAAUCCGAAUUGGAUUUGGAGACACACAAUCGCCAUGAUCUUGUUAAUAAUCAGCCUCAACAACUACCUCUGCAACAACAACAUGAUUAUGCUCAAGAUCCAGCCGCCGUUGAAUCUCACCAACCACCAUCUUCAUCCUCCUCUGAGCCCCUCGACGAAAACCUCUUCUCCGACCUCACACUCCAAUUCCAAACCCCAACCCAAACCCAAGAAGAAGAUGUUGUCCAAAUCCCAACAUCAAAGCCAACACCAACACCAACACCAAAAACAACAUCCAGACACAACUCUACUUCCAGACGAAAAAAGAGGGCUGCUGGCCUCCGCAUCGGAUACGCCCGAUCCAAUUCCAAUUCCAAGGUCGACGAUGAUGUCGAUGAUGUCUAUGUAGAUGAUGACAAUUCCCUUCCCUUGCCCCCCAUCAGCAGCACCCCAGUGGGUCCCACCACUCUACCAUCAGUAUCAGUAGAAGAACAAGUAGUGGUAGCAAAUGACCAAGUAGAAGCCCUUCCCGAGCUACGGUUGGAUCAGAGCAAGGCCCUGAUCGCCGACAAGCUCAACCGUACUCGCCAAUCAGCCGCAUCCGUCUCUGUUUCUAGGAAGGACGCCAUUGCCAGGAGAAGGGCUGCCGCUGACCAUCUCAAUUUGGCUUCCCUCGAAUAUGCCAAUCUCGAGAAGCAGCUCGAAGAGGCCUGCGAGGCUGAGGAUUUCGACACUGCCCAAAGGCUUAGUGACAGCCUUGCUGCUGCUCAAAAACAGAAACAGGCUCUCCUUGAUGCACUCAGAGAUGCUGAGGCCAAUUGCGAUGAUCUUGACUCCAAAAUGCACCACCUUCUCCAAUCCCAGAUCGCCGCCGAAGAAGAAUGCGCCUCCCUGCUUCAACGCUUUGCAACGGAUGCUUCGAAUGAUGCAGAUUUGGUCUUGCAAACAGCAGAAGCACACUCUUCAAAAGAAACCGACGAAUGGCUUUCGUCAACUGAAGCCUUGCAAGCCAAGAAAAUGGAAUUGGAGAUUGAAUCCCAUAUUAUCCAUGAUGCUGGACUUUCCUUGAACACUUCCAUUGACACUUUAGUGGAAGAUGACAAGCUAGAGAAAGAAUGUCUCUGUAAGAAAAAGGACAUUCUCAUGGACGAACUGGACAAGCUACUUGCUUUGGUCAAACGCAAGGAACAGGAGAUUGCACAAAAUGAUCAUGACAUCAAACAAGUUGAGGAAAGGAUUGAUCGUGCUCUCUCUGACUUCCAGGACAUGCAAUCCAACAUUCAGGCCAAGUCUAGCGACUUGCAAGCAGGCCUUUCUCAGAUACAUGCAGAGACCGAGGCUCUCUCAACAAAAAAGACGGAAAUCAAUGCCUUCCUCACUCAGGAACAAGAGAGGGAAGCAAAGUUGAGGGAACUGGCUAGGGCUUCUGCAGAGGAAGCAGAGACAUAUCAGCAAGUUGCUACCCUUAGAAAAACUCUCAUGUCCUCUAUUUUGAAGUCCAGGGAAGAUAAGGUCAGGCUUGCAAAGACUGAGGAGGAGCUUUCCAAGGAUGUUCAAAUGCUCCAACAGGAUGUAUCUGCCACAAGAGCUACAUUACAGGAACUGUCUUCCAAAAAGUCAAGCAUUCAGCAAGAUAUAGCAACCUCUAAGCAGAAAAUUCUUUUCAUAGACAAAAGAGUCCCAGAGCUCGAAGCAGAAAAGAAAGUCGCAGCCACUGCAAGAAACUUUAAGGAAGCUGCACGGCUAGCUGCCGAGGCCAAGUCAUUGAAUGUUGAAAAGGAUGGCAUACAGAUUGACAUGGAAAGAGCCAUCUUAGAGCUUGAGAAGCUCGAGCAAGAGAUAAAAGAGACUGUUAACAGAUUGCAGGAGACUGAGGGGCAUAUUCAAUCCAAGGAAAAAGAGGUAGCAACGGCUAGGUUUGAGAGGUUGCUUCUGAUAUCUGGUAUUGCUAAAGCAGAACGAGAAGCUGCUCUGGAGUUGGGCGACCUUGAAGAAGCAAACCUUCUGCUUGCAGAGGCUGAAGCAGCAGAUUCUGAAGCAAAAAAGCUUCAACCGAUAUACAAUCUCAAGUUGGAAGAGGUUGAGAGUCUACCAAAGCACUUCAUCUCCAUGGAGCUUAUAUCCAAUCUUGGGAGGAAACAGUUAGAAGAUUUGGCAGCAUCAGUUCAACCUUCUCAGGAAUGA
This is a messenger RNA of Prunus armeniaca (apricot), 2232 nucleotides long. NCBI's taxonomy places the organism in Eukaryota, Viridiplantae, Streptophyta, Magnoliopsida, Rosales, Rosaceae. The record is from the annotation of a GenBank genome assembly.